UAUUCUCAGAAUUAGGCUCCGUCGGAGGAUGGUAUGGCAUUGAAUGUAUUCCGGGGCGUAGUAGCAAACGAACGAUCGUCCGAUUUGUCAUAUUUCAAACUAGCGCACCUCAAGCUAGUCAUCUGCAGCAUUAAUAACGAUGCCAUAUUCGAUAAUAGCGUUGUGCGUUCUGUCGCUGUUACAGUGCAUCACGGCGGAACCACGUCCCGAGUUCGCGCUCGGUGCUUCCGUUCCACGCACGAACAGGGUCGGAGACGCCGCCGACGAAGCGCAAGCCAUCAUUUCUAGCGUUAACGAGUCCAGCGAAGACUUUACAAUUCAUUCCGAGUUGCCGCUACUGCCAAGCGUGCUAACAGUCGUGCAGAAUGUGGCGGACGAGUUUGAAACACUCGCAACAGCCCUUGUCACCAGCAUCACUACACUUGCGAGCGAUUCCAGCGGCAAUGUGGAUACCGUGUUCGGUGAAGCAGUUGAUGCGGUUGCCGAUGCGAUUGCAUUUGCAGACGACACAUUACCGGGGCUCACAGAUCCGCUCGUGGAGCUGAUCGGUAGAGCACUGGUGGAAAAGUUCGAGGACAGUUUGGAGCACAUCGGCAAAUCACUGCAAGCACUGCAAGUGAUACUCAAUGAUCUCAAAACUGGUGCUGAGAAUGCUGUUGCCGAGGCUGGUCGUACCACCGAUAUAUCGCCGACCAUCAUCAGCAAGAACCUCAAACGAACGAUGGUAACGCAGCUUGUUAAGGCGCUUAAUCUGCUAAGAGCAACUGUACCAGUGCUGAAGUACACCAUUGAUAGUACGAUCGAGGGUAUCUCCAUCGCCGACCAGUAUAUGUUGGAUCUCUCCGACAAGGUGGAUAGUACGAUUGGUGAAAAUUCGAGUAUAGCCGAUGAAUUGGAUGGCAUUAUCGAGGCGAUCGAUGAUACCGUUACCGACACUAUGACGGCCGUUGGCUCCGAUCUUGAGGAUCUCCAGACGGAGUAUGACGCCCUAACAAAUCUUGCCACCACUGACAGCGCGGGACAGUUAACUACGCUGAUGGCAAUGUUUGCAGCUAACCUGGAAGAUCUCGGAGAUAGAGAUCCUACCAUUUUGACCAUGUUGAAUAGCUUGAAGGAUUCUCUGAUCGAUGUGUACGAUGUUGUCGCACCCCUGUUUUUCAUCUAUGACAGCUAUCUGGUGGAUGCACUGAUAACAACGCUGGUUUCAAACGGCAACUAUUCGCAAUACUGCUUUUACAAGUACAAGGACUUUCUGAUUGCCCUACUCGAAUCAAUUUCCAUCGAAGCGGCCGUGUGUGUCGACAAGGAGGUGCAACGGCUGGAUUACUUCCGCGAAACCAUCGAAAAAAUGCUUGGUCUACUGUUUUUCGACUUUGAGGACAUUUCGGAUGAUUUGACCUUGUGCAAUGGAAUCAGUGAUGAAGAUAAUUUGGGCGAAUGUGCUGCUUCGAUGGCAGCGAUCUACACACGGCUGGAAGACGCCUUUGGAGAUAUGUUUACGCUCGGAUACGACGUCGUUAGCCGUGAGGUUAGGGCUACUAGCAAUAGGUUGAAGAUUUGCAUGCGUCUAUCUCAGUCAGCGCUUCUAGACUCAGAGAUUCCUCAGUUGGUGACGAAAAUAAAUGAUUGUGCCGAGUUCGGCCCAUUGGCGGAAGAAGAUUGAGCAUGGCGAGAAAAGGAAAUAAAGCGAACUUUAUAGUGAUAUUUCGUUGUUUUUCUAUUCCUUUUUG
Anopheles funestus (African malaria mosquito) is the source of this 1730-nucleotide messenger RNA. RefSeq lists its product as uncharacterized. The record is from RefSeq and is a predicted model, not a curated record. Bases 140 to 1663 code for a protein of 507 amino acids. Lineage: Eukaryota; Metazoa; Arthropoda; Insecta; Diptera; Culicidae. The transcript is spliced from 3 exons.